Penaeus vannamei (Pacific white shrimp) is the source of this 669-nucleotide messenger RNA. The record is from RefSeq and is a predicted model, not a curated record. NCBI's taxonomy places the organism in Eukaryota, Metazoa, Arthropoda, Malacostraca, Decapoda, Penaeidae.
AUGGCCCCCGAUGGCCCCCGGUGGCUCCCGAACACGACAAACCGUGGCCCUUUGAGGUCUGUUCGGGUGCCGUGCGGUGUGACCCAGACCCGCGAGGCUACUGAGCGCGCCCCUGCCAACUCACACCGCCCUCGCCACCUCCGAGUCACCGCACCGAGUCACGACACCACCUUCGUCGACCGCGGCCUCUCUGGCGCCACACUUAAAUACAGCAUCGCCACCUUCUACAAAAACUCACUCCCAGGAUCAGAGCCACACCCAGCCCUCCCCCCCCCUCGCUGGCGGCCCCUCACGCCCUCGCGCCGCCCGUCCCCUGCCUGCGCCCCUGCCUCACCUUUACCACCUGACACCAUCUUGGACCCUCUCCAUCUGGCGCCUCGUCUGACCUCUCCCCGCGAGCAGGCAGCUCCCCUGGCCCUUCCGACAGAUGGCUUCGUCGCGCCGGCUCCCCCUGGGCCUAUGCCCCGAGGGACCCUCGCCCCCUGCUCCUUCAGCCCCGCCCCCCCCCACACAUCCUCCUUCCCGUGGGAGCCGCAGCCGGGGCGAGCGACUCGGGCCCCGGCGGGCUUCGGAUGCGCUUCCUCCAAGCACUUCGCACAAGGGAUUCUCGGCGGACUUUUUCUCCGCGGCUCCACGCAGCGCUCCGGGCGCCGCCGCCCGCCCGCGUAA